AAAGUCGUCGUUUUCUAGCCGCUGGGCAAACGAGGGCUGCAAGAUUCGGCCCCAUAUAUCGUGGGAAAGAAGUAAGAUUUUCUUUACCCCCCUCUUUAAAACAUGCGGUUCCCCACGCCCUAUUUUAAAGUAUUGGCGGUAAAGAGUGCAUGACGGGUAUUCGCUGCUCUGUACAGAGCAGAGGGCGUGAGGUUAUUUCAUGAAACUGGUGAAGUGUGACUUAGUGGUCGAACCAAGAUUCAAACUCAGGUCUCUUUACUACAAAUUCAGCGCUCUUUCUUACAUGGUUACUCUCUGGUUCCUGGAUCUGACUUUCAUUCUGGAGGCUUCCAGACAGCCACGAUUAGUGCCCAAACCUAACAGGAUGGCUUCAGAGGGAGCAUCUCCGUUGCCUGGACCGGAUAUGACCAUGAAACCUGGCACUGCCCUACCUUCUUUCACGGCGCUUCCCUUACCCCCACCUGCUCCAGGCCUGCCAGACCCAUCACCCUGGGAGCCGCCUCCGCAGCCCCCCAUGCCUUCAACAUUCUCUCCUGGCAACCCUCUGGUGCUCUCUGCUUUCCCCAACCCAUUGUUGGUGACAGGGGAUGGGGGUACAGGCCCCAGUGGGGCUGAUGCUGGCAAGGUCAUUAUCAAAGUCAAGACGGAAGGGGGGCCAACUGAAUCCUCUCAAGCUCAGAACUUUAUCCUUACUCAGACCACCCUCAACUGGAUUGCCUCAGGCGCUCCCUGCGGGGUCCCUCAGGGUCCUACCCCUCGACUUGUGACAGCCUCUAAUGUGAAGACUCUUCUAUCCACUAAGGCUGUUGGGGUGAGCCAGGAGGGCCUCCUAGGCUUUCCUCCUCAGGCUCCACCUCCAGCUGCCCAACUGGCUCCCACUGUGUCCCCGGAAAAAGCUUGGCCAGGGCCACCUGGAACAACCGGGGAAGGAGGUCCUGAGGCCACCCAACCCAAGCCCUCCCUGGGUGACCUCUCCUAUACCUCCAAGGGUGUUUAUGAGAACUUCCGUCGUUGGCAGCGCUACAAAGCUUUGGCCCGGAGGCACUUGUCUCAAAGUCCUGAUGCAGAAGCCCUUUCCUGCUUUCUUAUUCCAGUGCUUCGUUCCCUGGCCCGGCUGAAGCCCACCAUGACUCUGGAGGAGGGACUGCCAAGGGCUGUGCAGGAAUGGGAGCGAACCAGCAACUUCGACCGGAUGAUCUUUUAUGAGAUGGCAGAAAAGUUCAUGGAGUUUGAGGCGGAGGAGGAGAUGCAGAUUCAGAACACACAGUUGAUGAACAGGCCCCAGGGCCUGCCUCCUGCGGCCCCUCUGAAACGUGAUCCUCCAGGGCCCUCACCAGCUGAGCCUGGCCAGCAGCCAGUGUACAUUCCCAAGAAGGCAGCCUCUAAGGCACGGGCCCCACGCAGGCGUCAGCGCAAGACCCAGAGGCCUCCAGCAGCCCAGGCGCCCAAGGAGAUUCCACCAGAAGCUGUGAAAGAGUAUGCUGACAUCAUGGAAGGGCUGGCAGGGACUGACUCGGCCCCUGGGGAGGCAGAUGGAAGACAGGAAGAGGAAGAACGGCAGCAGGAGGAGGAAGGGAUAUAUCCAGAUCCAGAUCUCCUGAGCUACAUCGAUGAGCUGUGUUCUCAGGAGGUCUUUGUUUCCAAGGUGGAGGCUGUCAUUCACCCUCGAUUUCUGGCAGAUCUGCUGUCCCCAGAACAACAGAGGGACCCCUUAGCCUUAAUUGAGGAGCUGGAGCAAGAAGAAGGACUCAGUCUUGCCCAGCUGGUCCAGAAGCGGCUGCUGGCCUUGGAAGAGGAGGGGGAUGCAGAGGCACCUCCAAGUUGCAGCGGAGUCCAGUCAGACUCCAGUCCUUCUGUUUCUGAUGAGGAUGAAGAUGGGGGUGGGCGGCUUCGGCCCUCACCUGGGUCUCGGGGGGCCGGGGGCACUGUUCGCCUUGGAAAGUCUGCUUCUCCAGGAAAUCGGGCAAGAGAAGUGCAUGGUGAGCAGGAGCGGGCCCUAGAUGGUCUGAGGGGGAUGCGCAGUGAUGGGAAUGCUCUGCCAUCCCCCAGCAGCUGGGACCUGCAGCUAGAACUCGCAGUUCCACAGGGGACUCGGGGGCCCUUAGGAAUGGUGAGGAGAGGCUCUGGGAAGGUCACCAACCGGACAUCUCCACAGCAGGAUGAGCAACUGGGCCGUGCGGGGUCCCAUGAGCGCCCCCUGGUGGCUGAGAGGACCUCUAAGUCUGUGUCCCUUUGCUGGCAGGAAGGUCCCCCACCACUUGAGAUAAUUCCCCAUCUGGAUGUUGGACUCACAGAUCUGGCUCCUCUCCAAGGACAGGGGCUAGAGAAACAGGUGCUGGUGUUGCAGAGGGAACAGGUGGGAGGUCUUGAAGGGCUUCCACAGGGGGAGGAGCCAUCAGGGGCACCUCAGGAAGGCUCUUCAGGGGUCAUGUGGGGAGAUGAUAGAGGUCCUCCCAUAGUUCAGACUUAUGAUCAGAACCCUUCUGCUGGAGCAGCUGAGGCUGAGGACAGGGAUGGAACCUCUCUCAGUCCAGGAUUUUGGCUGAGAGGUGAGAUGGAUGCCAUAGGCUUGGAGUUGCCCUUGCAGAUCGAGGAGGUCAUAGACAAUUUCCAUGACAGGGUGUGUGUAGCUGAGCACCAGGGAGGCUGCCAGGCAUUGGGUUCCAGAAGCAACAUUUCUCUGGGUCCCGGAGAGACCACCACGCCUGGAGAUGGGGUCACUAGUGCAGUUCCCUGUGAAGGCCCAGAUGCCAUAGUAGCCCUAGAAAAGAGAAACUACUGCAGCUUGCCAGGACCCCUGAGGGCCAACAGCCCAGCUGUGAGGCCUAAAGAUAGCAAACGGAGCCCCGAAACCACAGAAGACCCCAGUGAUCUGUGGGCUGAAGUUUGCUCCCCAUUGCGGGAGAGCAGAAUUGAUGCCUCCACACUGGGGGCUUCCAAAGAAACCCUCCUGCCUGCAUGUCAGGGAAAUAUCUUCAUCCUGGGGACCCAGGAUGUCUCUGCUUUUCCUGAGGCCAGCCAAGAGGGGGGCAUUGGAGAUAAUUCUGUUCCCGCUCAACUGGAAAGCACAGACCACAUCAACACACCAGAUGUUAGAGAUGCCCGGAACCUCCAGCUAGGGGAAGGUGAAGAUAGCUGCCCAUCUAGUUUUAAUUCUUAUGACCCCCAAAGACAGGGCAAGGAUACAGGUUCAUCUAAGCCUAAAGACCCUGCUCUCGUAUCAGGAAAUCAAAAGUCUUGUGCACACGGGACCCCCAAGCCGACAUCUCACCAUAGCCUUGGGAGCACUUCCCCUAGAUGGGGAGCCAGGGGUGCCUUAGUCCCGAGAGAGACCUCUCCUGUUAAUGAAACAUGCAGUUCAGCAGAUGGGGCCAAAGCGAAGGGCAAGGAGGAAGAGGAGGAUGAGGAACUCUCCAACUUUGCUUACCUUUUGGCCUCUAAACUUAGCCUGUCUCCAAGGGGCUUUCCCCUCAGCCCUCGCCCCACCUCAGGCCUGCCUUCAACAGGUCAGGGUGUCCAGAAAGCAUCCCGUUCCCUCUCUGCUGAGGCAAGAGGCCUUGGCCAACCUCCAUAUCCCGUUGCCAAGUCUAGGAAGCGAGGCCUAGCUGAAGGUGCAUCUGCUGCUGAAAAGAGGCCCUACCCAGGAGUUGAAUUUGGGGUCUCCGGGGAGAAGCCCCUGACUCUGGGAGUGGGUCGACCCUCACAGCCUCGUAAAAGGCGGCGUGACAGUUUUGUCACAGGCAAGAGGAAGAAACGACGCCGCAGCCAGUAGGGAGCGCUGGGACAGUCUUGCCCCAGCUGCCCAUCCACCAGAAGGCCCCAGGGCAGGUUUCACCCCGACUACACCAAGAUUUGUUCUCAGCUGUUUUUUCGGUGGUUUUGCAAGUUGCGAGGGUGGGGCAGGAGGUCACACUGGCCAGACUGGAGGUGAUCCCCUUGGUGUGGGAGGUGAGGGGCAAGCACCUUUGGAAGGAGUGGGGAGGGAAAAUAAAGAUUUGUUGUUGGAAAUGCUUUCACUGUGCCUUUUU
Talpa occidentalis (Iberian mole) is the source of this 4028-nucleotide messenger RNA. It is a transcript of the gene NUTM1, whose product is annotated as NUT midline carcinoma family member 1. The transcript has 8 exons. The coding region runs from base 200 to 3772 and encodes 1190 amino acids. NCBI's taxonomy places the organism in Eukaryota, Metazoa, Chordata, Mammalia, Eulipotyphla, Talpidae. The record is from RefSeq and is a predicted model, not a curated record.